GGCAGCGGCCGAGCAUCGCCCCCCCUCCCCUCCCCCCCCCUGGCCCCGGCGAGCCCCCCGGCAGCAAGAGGACAACUUGCAGGCUUCCAGGCGCCGCCGCAGCCCGCUGCGACAGUGGACCCAGCAUCGCCGUACUUUGUGGACAUGGGAGACAUGGGGGAUCCGCCGAAAAUGUGUGUGAUGUGUGUCCUGCACGUGCGUGGUCUUCCAGAAAAGCGGCUGAUAUCUCUGUGCGUGGGCUGCGGGAACCAGAUCCACGACCAGUACAUCCUGCGGGUCUCCCCGGACCUGGAGUGGCACGCCGCCUGCCUCAAAUGCGCCGAGUGCAGCCAGUACCUGGACGAGUCCUGCACGUGCUUCGUCCGGGACGGGAAGACGUACUGUAAACGGGACUACAUCAGGCUGUACGGCAUCAAAUGCGCAAAGUGCAACAUCGGCUUCAGCAAGAACGACUUCGUGAUGCGGGCGCGCUCCAAGGUCUACCACAUCGAGUGUUUCCGCUGCGUGGCCUGCAGCCGCCAGCUCAUCCCGGGGGACGAGUUCGCGCUGCGGGAGGACGGGCUCUUCUGCCGGGCCGAUCACGACGUGGUGGAGCGCGCCAGCCUGGGCAGCGGCGGCGACCCGCUCAGCCCGCUGCACCCGUCCCGCCCGCUGCAGAUGGCAGCAGAACCCAUCUCGGCCCGGCAGCCCGCGCUCCGGCCCCACGUCCACAAGCAGCCGGAGAAGACCACGCGCGUGCGCACGGUGCUCAACGAGAAGCAGCUGCACACGCUGCGGACCUGCUACAACGCCAACCCGCGGCCCGACGCGCUCAUGAAGGAGCAGCUGGUGGAGAUGACGGGCCUCAGCCCGCGCGUCAUACGCGUGUGGUUCCAGAACAAGCGGUGCAAGGACAAGAAGCGCAGCAUCCUGAUGAAGCAGCUGCAGCAGCAGCAGCCCAACGACAAGACGAACAUCCAGGGAAUGACGGGCACCCCGAUGGUGGCGGCCAGUCCGGAGCGGCACGACGGCGGCCUGCAGGCCAACCCGGUGGAGGUGCAGAGCUACCAGCCGCCCUGGAAGGUGCUCAGCGACUUCGCCCUGCAGAGCGACAUCGACCAGCCGGCCUUCCAGCAACUGGUCAGCUUCUCGGAAGGAGGACCGGGUUCCAACUCGACGGGCAGCGAGGUCGCCUCCAUGUCGUCCCAGCUUCCAGACACGCCGAACAGCAUGGUGUCCAGCCCCAUCGAGGCCUAGAGCCCCGCCCCCCGCCGCCCCGCCGCCCCGCCCCCCGGUCGCGUUCGGACACUGUGAAGACAAUCAUGGGAUUUUACCGCGCGCGGCCGCAUCCCGAGGAGGUCCGCGCGCGGAAGGAGACGGACUAAGCGGACGCGUCCGCGCGGCCGGUUGCUGCGCGCGCACAUGCCUGGUUACAGUUGCCAAAAACGAGAAAGAACUCGACUCCACCAAUAAACGGACCUCUGGCCGGGAGAUUAAUCCAAGUCCUGUGUGAUAUUUUUCCUCUUCGUUGGACACGUGCACUUCAUCACCGACAGAGCGUCCGGAGGCGGAACAGCGCCGCUUCUCUUUCCUUCAUUCGAUUACCGCAUUAGGUUCAUGACCCGACUACUAAAAGCAUUUGCAACAAGGUAUACCUCUAUUUUGCCACAAGCUCCGUGGGACAUUCGUGUGAAUAAGUUUCCGUCCGAGAAAUAUUGUUUGUUUGUUUGUUUUUUUCUUUCCCAAAGAUGUGUAUAAUUAAUCAUAAGUUAUGAAAAAAAAAAGAAAAAAGAAAAAAACGUUAGCUCUGGAAGAAAAAUGUUUCGUUUGUUCCCGUGCAACAAAAACUAUUUAUUAAUUUAUUGUCAACAAAAUUUGCCACCUUUUGUGUAACUUUCUUAACUGAAGUAAAAAGGAGAAAAAAGAGA
Molecule: messenger RNA, 1907 nt
Organism: Gasterosteus aculeatus aculeatus (three-spined stickleback)
Lineage: Eukaryota; Metazoa; Chordata; Actinopteri; Perciformes; Gasterosteidae
Gene: isl1a
Product: ISL LIM homeobox 1a
Biological process (GO): axonogenesis; positive regulation of transcription by RNA polymerase II; neuron fate specification
Cellular component (GO): nucleus
Molecular function (GO): DNA-binding transcription factor activity, RNA polymerase II-specific; cis-regulatory region sequence-specific DNA binding
Source: RefSeq, a predicted model, not a curated record